GCGUAUGCACACACAUACAGCUUAUUUCUUUUCUCUCUUCUGGCACAGAGACUGUAUCAUAUAGAGUGGUGCGAGGUGAUCCCUUUUGUGAGAAAAUAGUGACGAAAAGGGGUACACAAGCAUUUCUGAUAUACAAGGAAAGCAUAUGGUAACCAAAAAAAAAAUAGUCUGUGCUUUCGCUCAGUUUUAUACUUUUGCAAACCACUGCCACAGCCAUACCUUACCACCACCGCUUCCGUUUACCACAGUCCUCUCCGUCCUCUUUUGAUUUUAUUUUACCGUAAACGCUCCUAAUAGCUCCUAUUUUACGCCUUUCUAAUUGAUCCUUCUGGCCAAAUUGAAUCUAGUCAUCUUGACGAGCGUUACAUGACAACGGCACCGACGACACAGACGACUACAGCCACGGAAGAAGCGCCUGUCCAAGACGACGACAACGACGACGACGACCAUUCCGUUAGUUUUUCGUCACAUGUGAGGAACACAAUCCGUCUUUUCUUUCCCCUAGCAAGCCAAAGUUUGUGUAUUUUCACAGACAACGACAACGAGAACGAACAGCAGCAAGAAAAACAACAACAACAGCAGCAGCGCCUUUCUGCAGCAAGAACAGCAACUGCGCGUGGCAUUCAUAAUUCGUAUCUAUUCCUUACUACGCCCAUAUCACCGUCGGUAGUAACGACAGCAACAACAACAGCAACAGUAACAACAGCCACAGCAGUAGCAGCAGGAUCCGACAAAGAACGUUCGUUAAACAAAGCGUAUCCAGCAGCACCACCAGCACCGAAACUACUCACUCCCACCACUGCUGAUGUAAUCCAGCAACAGCAGCAGCAGCAG
Zychaea mexicana is the source of this 834-nucleotide messenger RNA. RefSeq lists its product as uncharacterized. The record is from RefSeq and is a predicted model, not a curated record. NCBI's taxonomy places the organism in Eukaryota, Fungi, Mucoromycota, Mucoromycetes, Mucorales, Lichtheimiaceae. The transcript has 3 exons. The annotation marks the transcript as partial.